Messenger RNA from Knipowitschia caucasica, 1512 nucleotides. Lineage: Eukaryota; Metazoa; Chordata; Actinopteri; Gobiiformes; Gobiidae. The record is from the annotation of a GenBank genome assembly.
AUGUUUUUCUCGUUGUGCGUACAGGUGCAAGCAACAGAUGCGGACCACGGAGAGAACGGCCGUGUGUUGUACAGGAUCCUCAAUGGAAAUAGUAACGGUUGGUUCAGCAUCAAUAACCAGACUGGACUGAUCACUCGGGGUCGCAGAGGUUUGGAUCGAGAGACUAGCAGCUCCCAUGUGCUGGAGGUGGAGGCAUUUAACAGUGACGAGGGCAGCAUGAGGAGCUCUGUCAGGGUGAUCGUUUAUGUGGACGAUGCAAACGACGAGGUUCCAGUGUUCACGCAGCAGCAGUACAACCGUCUGGGCCUGAAGGAGACGGCUGGAGUGGGCACUUCCGUCAUCGUGGUCCGGGCCACUGACCCCGACACUGGUGAUGGAGGAGCUGUUUCCUACAGCAUUGUAUCUGGAGCUGAUAGAAAGUUCCAGGUGGACUCCAGUACUGGGCUGGUUACCACAGUGGAGUCCCUGGACUACGAGACUAAAACCACUUACACAAUGAACAUUUCUGCCACCGACCAGGCCCCUCCGUUCCACAAAGGCUUCUGCACUGUUCACGUCACACUGCUGAACGAGCUGGACGAGGCCGUGGCUUUCUUUUCUGCCGGUUACGAAGCCUCGCUGAGGGAAAACAUUGCAACAGGGACAGAGGUGGUCCAAGUACAAGCCCAGUCUGCAGAUAAUCUGAACCAGCUAACGUAUCGCUUCGACCCAGACACCUCCCCAGUGGCUCUGGCUCUGUUUCGAAUAGACAGUGUUACCGGUCGCAUCACAGUGACAGGUCUACUGGACAGAGAGAAGGGAGACACCUACACUUUGACUGUUGUCGCAGAUGAUGGAGGGCCCAAAAAGGACUCCACUGUGGUUUCUAUUACAAUUCUGGAUGAAAACGACAACAGCCCCGAGUUUGACAUCACGUCUGACACGUCUGUGGACGUCUUAGAAGACACGCCCAUGGGCCGGAAGGUGGCGGUGGUUUUGGCUCGAGACAGAGACGCUGGCCUGAAUGGACUGGUGAACUUUACCCUCGUGGCCGGUAACAUGCAGGACGUGUUCAAAAUAAAGACCGUAAACCACACGUAUGGAGAGGUCUUUGUCAACGCCCUUCUGGACCGAGAGUCAGUGGACCGCUAUCUCCUCAAGGUGAGGGCCACCGACAAUGGCUCCCCUCCCAGAUACACGGACCACUCUCUCACCAUCAACAUCCUGGACGUGAACGACAACGCUCCAGUGAUUCAGAGCCAGACAGGCUACAACGUCAGCAUCAGUGAGAAUGUCGGAGGAGGCACUUCUGUCCUGCGCGUGAUUGCCACCGAUCGGGACAUUGGGCCGAACGCCAUGUUGUUUUACUACAUCACGUCGGGAAACCAAGACCUGACGUUUCGCAUGGACCGCGUGACGGGAGAGAUGGUGACGCGUCCUGCUCCUCCAGACCGCGAGCGCCAAGAAGACUAUCACCUCACGGUCACUGUGGAGGACGACGGAAACCCACCUUUAUCGGUAGGCAACCACUAA